Molecule: messenger RNA, 13217 nt
Organism: Schistocerca americana (American grasshopper)
Lineage: Eukaryota; Metazoa; Arthropoda; Insecta; Orthoptera; Acrididae
Gene: Rbcn-3A
Product: dmX-like protein 2
Exons: 57
Coding region: 70-10065 (3331 amino acids)
Biological process (GO): vacuolar acidification
Cellular component (GO): RAVE complex
Molecular function (GO): protein binding
Source: RefSeq, a predicted model, not a curated record
UAUAGAAAGAUCUCCUGAAUAGUUAUAAGACUUUUAUAGUUCGCCGUAGUUAAUAUUUAGUGUUUUGAAAUGAACUGCCACCAAAUUUUAAGUGGAGCCUGCAAUGCAGGAGACCACUGUUUUGCAGUGGGUAGUGUCGAAGGAAUUCCUUUCACGGCAUAUGCAGCGGGCUGUAAUAUAGUUAUACUCGCCAGCACAUUUGAGAGAGUACAAAUCAUUCCUGGAGCAUUGCACAACUACCUUAUGAUCAGCUGUUUAGAUUGUUCAACUGACACAGGAAAAAUUGCUGCUGCAUACGAAAGUCAAGUUUGCAUAUUUGAACCAACUCCUCUCAUUCAAAGCAAUAGCACUCAUCAACUGGACUACCGAUGGGUUCAAACUGGCAGCUUACAGACGGAGUCUCAUGUAACAUCUCUGUCAUGGAAUCUGGAAGGAACCCGCUUACUCACAGGAGGAGAAGUGCUACAAUUGUGGCACCAGAACAUUCCUCUUCCUGAAGAUGAUAUGGAUCAAGCACAAAGUCAUGGAGUCACAUUUGAGAUUGGUGGAGAUGCACCGCAGUCACCACAGUUACCAGGGCAAGAGGAAGAAGAUCGUGGUUGGGAGUGCGUCUGGAAAUGUCAUACAGCAACACCAGUUGUAUACAUGUCAUUCUCGCCAGAUGGAACACUCUUUGCAACUGCAGGGAAAUCAGACCGCUUAGUAAAAAUCUGGUUUGAGAAUAAGCAAUUAUUAUUCCCAUCUAAAAGUAUUGAUCAGCCAUUUGGAGGGCAGUCAACAAUAAGUGAAGUGAAUUUUGGCUUUGUGUAUAUAGCACAUCCAAGAGCAGUUACAAACUUGUCCUGGCGAAAAACCAGCAAAUUUAUGCCAAAAGGUUCGGUGUCCAACAUGUUGGUGACAUCAUGUCGUGACAAUAUCUGUCGUCUGUGGGUAGAAACGGUUUUGCCAGAUGAUGGCUUGGUUAAUAUGAACCAAUUUGACCCCUUAGCAACACAGAAUCCUAAAUUUCGAACUCAUCGUCACAAGCACAGAUUUAUGCAGCGACUGAAGCACAUGAAGACAUGUUUCCAUAUAAGAAGGCAUGCAAAGAAUCAGCAGGCACAGGGCUUAUAUGUUGGUUCUGCCAUUCCCACACUACCUUCUACAUACAGUGUGCAUGACUUCCAUAGUUAUGGAUAUCAUGGUACGGGUGUUACUCCUGGCCUUCAUUUUCACCUUGCAGCAAGCAUUAAUGAGACUGAUAUUCCUCUUGUUCCAAGUCUGAUAGGCAGUCCUGAUUCUGAGCCCAAUUUCAUUCUACAUUGGCUCAACAAUAAAGAAAUGCAUUUCUCUCUUCAAGCUGAAAGUAUACUUCAUGAAAUAACAAAGAAACAGAUGGAAAAAGAAGAAGCUAUGGAGAACAAGGAAAAUGGAGAGCCACAUGAAUCUGAGCAGGACGACCACUCUCCACGAAAGAGACAAGCAAAAAUUGGCAAGUCUCAGUCUCAAGAUGAGAGCAGCGAUGAACACCACGGCAGCUUCCCCUCAAGCAGUGGCCACAGUCACCAGUCUAUCAGUGCAACAACAUCAAUUAACUCGUUAGCUACAGAUUCUGGACCUGCAGGAAACCUUUCAGAUCCCCUGGAUACUACUAUUGAAUGUUUACUACGAGAUUGGCAUCACAAUCCAGAUCUGCUAUACUCUAUACAUCCAAUUGAUGGCAGCUUUCUUAUCUGGAUUGUGGAGUGGCUGGAUGAAUAUCACCCAGGGUCAUUUCGCCAAGCUCAAGUAUCUUUUUCAACACGCAUCCCCAAUGCAUUUCCUCUUGGCGACGCAAUGACCAUGUCUACAAAUGUAUGUUUGUACAAUGCGUAUGGCUGCCAUAACUACAGAGAUGUGCUGAAGCCACCUUCUACUAACAAAGGGCCUGUAAGUGGACCAGCAGGUGGGACUGAGACAGAUGCUCCUACACCGCUCCCAAGUGUAAUCGAAGAGGAGGCAGACUGGGAUCCUUCAACUCCAGCUAAAGACACUUCACAGCAAGUUCCUAGCAAUGUGAAGAGUGCUGAUCCACCAGUAGCUGCUGCACAGAAGGAAGCUGGGGCUACAAACCAGGAAGGGGUGUCAGCAGAUCCUUCUCCUACUCUCUCCAUGGUGUCAAAGCAUUCCAAUGGAACUCUCAAUCUCUGGCAGCUAACAUUUGGUGAUAGUACAAAAUUCUCCCAGGUUCUGAGUAUUGGGCACUCAUCACGAGUAUCUGGUCAUCGUUUCAGGGUGAAUGAUAUAACCUGUCAUCCUGUAUUACCUCUUUUGCUUACGACAUCCCAUCACAAUAUUGCUGAUGUUAAUUCUCCACCAACUGUUUCUGAGGCACCACCAUCACCAACAUCAAAGCCUAAGGAAGCUUAUACCUACACAGGUUUCUGCAGUGAAUUAAUUUUAUGGAGGGUUGAUGCUGUUGGCCCAUUAUCUAAAGCAGGUGGUGUUUCUGAAUUAGCUCGAAUUAAUUCACCAGAAAUUUCAGCCUUUUCAAAUGUUGCUUGGAUUCCUACACUACUACCAAGCACUACUCUUGGAAAUCUUUCGAAUUCACCAAGUGCCUGUUUUGUGGCAUCAGAUGGAAAGAGUCUGCGUGUGUACCAGGCUGUAAUUGAUGCUCGAACAUUAUUGGCAGAAGUAUCGAGUUCUGAGCGUAGAAGCAAGAUGAUGGAUUCAAUGAUUAGCCUUUCAACUGAUACAUCUUCGGAUGACGGCAUAAGACAUUCAUCUUUACACGACAAAAUUAAGAUAGUUUCACAGCAGUCGACUGCAAGGCCAGGUUGCAUCAUUCAGUUGGAUCCAAUUUCUGAUGCUACACAUGACUGGCAAAACACACAAUUCCUUCAUGUAUUCCAAGAGCAGCUAAUAACUGGAGAACGUGCUGAUGAUAAGUCUGGAGCAGCAGGAGAUGGUGGAGAGCGUGAGAGUGACAUUGGACUCACUGAAGCUCAGCUAGGGGCUAUGGUUGACCUUCAGCAGUCUGUUGUGUUUGAAGAGCCAUUUUACAUUGUCGUUUUGGAACGUACCAACCAUGGAACUGUUGUGCACAUGUGGCGUCUCGUUAUUGCCUCACAGCCUGACAUGGAAAUGUCUGGGAGUAUGAUGUAUGUGCCAGAUAGUCAGCUAGUCCAAGAUGAUGAUGAAGCAGAAUCUGGUGGUGGCGGAGGCAGAACAGCUAGUAUUGGCACCGACCAUGCUAUGCGGGAUGAUGAACCCACACCAAUGCAGACUUCACAUGUUAUCAUAACCACUACAAAGGUGUGCACCCAGGACCUGCCACUUCCAGACGGUGUAGAAGUCGUACAUGCUGCCCCUGCUGCAGGACAUCUGAGCUCUGCCUCUAUAUAUCCUGCUUGUUUUGCCCCAUACAUCAUUGUCACAGCUUGUUCUGAUAGCACAAUUAGGUUUUGGAAGUGCAAAGUAACAAAGAAGGAUGAAAAGAAGAAGAACUAUGAAUGGUGUGAGUGGGAAAUGUUUCGCAAAGAUCAGGAAUCCACCAUUGAUAUCACAGGCCAGCCACUGAAUGUUAGUGCAGCUUACAGUGGCAGAAUAGCUUGUGCCUAUAAAUACGGAAAAUCUUUUACUCGACCUUCAAAGAAUGAUCCAGAUUCAAGAUAUGUCAAUUUGUGUGUUGCCAUAUAUGAAUGUGAAAGCACAGGAGGUUCAGAAUGGGUGCUGGAAGAUACAAUUCACUUAAAAAAUAUUCAUUUACCCCGUAUUCAAGUAGAUCCUCACCUGGACCUCAGCUACUUGUAUGAUAGCCGUUUUUUACAAAAGAAGCAACGUUUGAACCACAUAUUGCAAACACUGUCGUCAGAAGACAUUCGAUCUCCACUCAAGAAUGGUGAUCAGACUGGGCAUGAUCACCACAGCCUUCAAAAGACAAGUGGAGGUUUGUUAGCAGUUCCCAGUUUCAGUACAUUGCAGUCACUGCGUAAGUCAAUCAUAGAAUGUGGAAAUACCUGCCCACUUACUCAGAAACACUUAGUGCAACUAGAUUGGGUAUCAAAAGAAGAUGGUUCCCAUAUACUUACUGUUGGCGUAGGAAGCAAGAUCUUGCUGUUUACUCCUGUUUCAAGUGACCUUGCCCAAGCGAACAUGAAGGCUAUGAAAGAGUCUCAGUCAACAAACAGGCCUAUCUUGAGGAAGGCUUCUUCAUUGGCUGUUCCUCAGUUUGUGGAUGAGAUCAGGUGGAUGAAGUUGCGUAAGGUGGACUUGGUAACAGCUGAUAGUUUACCACCUUUGCCUAUGCAGAUAUCAUGGGUUCGAGACGGUAUACUUGUUGUUGGAAUGGAUAGUGAGAUGCAUGUUUACUCACAGUGGAAACCAAAAUCUUCAGUUGCUCGUGAUCGUGGUGUGGGAUUAGCCCAUCAAGAAUCAGAUGAAUAUCAAGAUUCUAGAAACUUGAGAGAUGAAGACUUAAGAAAUUUGGCUCAGGAAACUUCGCAACGUCGAUUAGCCAAUGUCAGCUCCAUGCCUCAUCUUUCCCGUGUCAGCUCCAUCAAUUUAACAAUGCUGGAUAGCAAAAAGAUUAGAGGUGCUAUUGUGCAGACUGAGCAGUUGGGAGGUUCUGAUUAUAUGCCUGACUAUGGACUUUUUGAAGCCAGCCGUAUAGCUUGCCCUGUCUUGCCACAGUAUCAUCCAAAACAACUAAUGGAGCUGCUGAACUCUGGGAAAAUACGUUGGGUGAAAGCUAUAUUAGCACAUUUAGUAAGAUGCAUAUCAGGAACAUGUACAGUGCGACAGGGUGGAAUGCUUCAGUCCAGCACAGACGAGGAGAACCUAGUACGACAGAGGGGUUGGUCUCGUUCGCGUACGUUGUCUGUGAGCUACGUUAGUGCAGGUACUACAAGCCCUCUUGAACAGAGAGGUUCCACUACUGCCAUACCUGAGGAACUAACACUUGAUUAUGCCGAGAUAAGUUCUAUACCACCCUUACCAUUGUGGACCCUCUUAGCUGCAGACAGGGAAACAACUAGCAGUGCUGCCCAAAUCUCAGAAGAUCAGGAGGAUUACAAUAAUUUAUUUGAUGGAAGUUUGGCCGUUGAAGAUGAGACACUAGAUGAACUGCUGGAGGAUGAAAUAGAUUCGCCAAAACGUCAUGAAAGACGUUUAUCCAUGAGUCAGGAGCGACAAGGCUUGUCACAUUUUGGGCCGCGACAGGGGCGUGUCCUUUCACGGCUAUUGACACACACACACUUACCUGGCCUUUCAAGUCUUGAUCAGAUGCAUCUUUUAGCUUUGGCGGAUACUGUUUCUACAUGCAACACAGACUUUGCAGAGCGAUUUGCUAUUGAUGCAGCAAAAACAGCAAUUGCAAAAGAAAAUCUGUCAGGAGUGCCUGAAGGAGAAGAUGUAUCCACAGAUUCACUAGAUGAUUGUGGCCUACGCUUCCUGUUGGCAAUGAAGCACUACAACUACCUUCUGCGGUGUUUGCCAUUCGCUCAACGUGCACAGUUCCAGAGACAAGGUGUUGGCACAAAUAACCUGGUGUGGGCUUUCCAUUCAGAGAGCGAAGAAGAGCUGUUAAAUCUUAUACCUUCAUAUGCAAAAGGGAGCCCGAAGUGGUCUGUGUUGAAGGAACUUGGGGUUGGAUGGUGGUUGAGGAAUCACACAGUUCUAAAGAUUUGCAUUGAAAAGAUUGCUAAAGCUGCUUAUCUAAUGAAUCAAGAUCCACUUGAUGCAGCCAUAUUUUACCUUGCAAUGAAGAAAAAGAGUUUAGUAUGUGGAUUGUUCAGAUCAAAGAGGGAUGAACGAAUGACUCAUUUCUUUGCUAAUAAUUUUUCUGAUGAUCGCUGGAGAAAAGCAGCAUUGAAGAAUGCUUUUGCACUCCUUGGAAAGCAACGAUUUGAACAUGCGGCUGCCUUCUUUCUUCUAGCUGGUGCACUGCGUGAUGCAAUUGAGGUGUGCUUAAACAAGCUGAAUGACUUUCAAUUAGCCAUGGUAAUUGCUAGAUUAUAUGAAGGGGAGUUGGAUUCAACACCACCAAAUUUCAAGAGACUUCUUUAUGAGGAAAUCUUGGGCUGUGAUAGUGAAGGUGGAAAUCAAAACUUAACAAAAGUUCACCCAGAUCCUUUCCUGCGGUCAAUGGCAUUAUGGAUUUUGAAAGAUUAUACUGGGAGUCUGAAUACUCUUCUACAAACAAAUAUUGGUUCAAAUCACCCUCAGCACAUUGAUGAUGACAGGUCUGAAGCUGCAUCAGCAAAUCCAAAUGUUUUCAACUUCUAUGUGUACCUGCGUACACAUCCACUCCUAAUUCGGCAUUAUAUUGCUUCAACUGCCCAGGACAGGAGGAAAGCCCACACUGUUGUGCUUUCUGGAUUCAGUUAUGGAACAGAAACAAAAUCUGCCAACCCAGAUAAGCAGCUAAUGCUUGAAGAUUCCAUAACACCAUUGGAACGACAACUGUACUUCACAACGGCACAUGCACAUUUCAAGGCUGGUUGCCCUGCACUGGCACUUGAAGUAUUGUCAAAACUACCAAGCAAAGUGAUGGAUGCCAAUGGAAAUGAUUCGCCAACUACCCUGAAUAGCCCAAGUAAAUCAAGGCUCCAAGAUCAUCAGAUUGACACAGGUAUAUUGACUUGGGAAGGCACAGGAAGCUCUGACAAAGCCACAUCUCUGGAUUGGUCUGCACCAGCAAAAGCUUCCUCAAUAGACUGGUCAGAACCAGUUUCAAAGCAAAGCAAUGACGAGCUUGUCCUAAAAUGGGAUGAUGAUGAAGACGUGGAAGAUGAGGAAAGCAGUGAUAAACCUUUGGAAAUGAAACAGUCUCCUGAUGAUGCACUGAACAGGAGUGAAAGUGUAGAGACAACCACAGCUAGUGGUGGCCAGUUGGACAUAAUGGCUCAACAGCUGAAGUUCAUAGCCUGCCUGAAAAUCCUUAUGGAAGAGCUUUCAACAUUGGCAACAGGAUUUGAAGUUGAUGGUGGGCAGCUUCGUUAUCAGCUUUACGUAUGGCUCGAGCGUGAAGUUGAGGCAUUGCGUCAGCUGUGUAACUACAGUUUUGGUGAUCCAGAUCUGACAGGUUCUGAUGAGGGCAUAAUCGAAGCGAGCCAAGAUAUACGGGAACAUAAUUCAACUCCAACAAUGAUGCGUCCUGGGGAAAAACCUACACUUCAUGAAAUCCUAAUGGCUGAGAAGAUGGAUUUUGAAGCUAAGGUGCAACGAGCUGCGAAAAGAAAAAAAUGGUUGAAAGCCAAUGAAACACUCUUGCGAACACUACAGAGUUACUGUAGCCUGCAUGGUGCCAGUGGUGGUGGACUGGCAUCAGUGCGAAUGGAGCUUGUUCUGCUGCUGCAGGAGCUUCAGCAAGACAAGAGUCAGCAGACGUUGUUAUCACCACUUCCAUUUCCAACAACACUCCCUCUUUUAUCUGCUAGUGUUGCGUCUAACAAGACUGUCGUCGGCGACCCUGUUCGGCUGUUGCAGGCCCUGGCACAUGAUAUUCUUCAGACAAUAAUUGAGAUCCGCAGGCCACCUACUCCCUCCCACACAAACUUCCGUGAAGUAUUUGUUUUGCGUGAUCUAGCUAUUGCAUUGUCAGCGUGUAUAUAUCAGUCACUUUGUGACUCUGACACAUUCAUCGUGAAGCAACAUCUCGACAGCUACCAGAGCUCAGGGUUGGAAUCUUUGGUACGUCUUAAUUCAGUCUACACUAGUAGUCACCUGAUUGCUGGACACAGUCGACGUCGGCGCUACAGCAGCGAUGAGCCUCUACAAGUUACAACACAACCUGCAAAAUGGCCAGGUGUGACCAAUUUGCGAGCUCUGCUUGCAAGAGAAAAAGACGAAGACACUCCACGAUUAAAUGUGUUGCUGUGUGAAGCAUUUGUUGCAACGUACAUGAGCCUGAUGGUGUAUGCACUCUCCACGUGUGAUGCCCUCAUUCUUUACCGUCUUGCUGGGCAGAAGUUUAGUAGCACAACUUGGGCAACUUUAUUUGGUGGUGGUGUGAAGAAGCUUUUAAAAGUGGCAAGUGCUAGCUCCAGUCAGUCUCAAACAGGCAGUGUAGACAAAGAUGUUAACACAGGAAAUACUGAGAGUAGCAUGUGGACUACAAUGACCAGUCUCACCAAGCAGCGCGUACGCCUCAAUAUGCGGCUUCUUGGUCAGUUUGGCAGUUCCCCAGGCACACCAAGUAUGAAGGAAGACAAACCAACGUACAGGGAACAAUUUCUGUCACCUGAAAUGUCAAUGGUCUCUUAUUAUCUUAUGAAGCCACAGUUGCCAGCAGAAGCAUCACAAGUGGAUUAUGAUUCAGCAGAUUCUGCAGAGAGUGAUGUAGAGGAACUUGAUGAGGAGGAAGAUGUAUUUGAAGGGUCAGUCACUGGGAAGGAGACAGUUGUGAGAGAAGACAAUACUGAACACUGUAACCCCAACAGUUACUCAUGGUGUGUGAUUCGACUUGCUCUGAUGAAGCUACUACAGUACCAACUUCAAGACUUCCUCAAUGUCGCUGGCAUUGAAGCAUCAGAGCUACCAGUAUGCAGUCCCCUGAUACAUGGUGUCUUGCGUGUUGUAUCCCAGUGGCAGGAUAUCCUCAAUGAUGAGCUUGAAGCUCGGCGUCCUCCACCACUCAAUUAUAUACCAGGUUGUUAUGUGGAGACGGGAGUGACAGGACCAGCUAUUCACAAGUACCGUUCACUGUUUGAGCCACAAAAUACGCCAUUUCACACAAGGCAUGCAUCAGCUGCUCCAGUUCGGCGUCUUUGGUGCUAUUUGGUACGGCAAGAACCAGUUCAAGAUAUAUUCAUACGUUCUGUAUUUGGCAAGCGUCGAUCUGUAGCUUCAAUUAUGGAGCCAAGUGUGACAGUUACAGAUGGCGUACGCACUUCAGAUGAGAGAGCUUCCGAUUCAUCAUCAUCAUUUGCAGAAUUGGUGAAGAUUAUUCACAAGGAUCAGGAUUCUAUAUCUGCGUUUUGUCUCAAUCAGGCCAACCCAGGAUUUCUUGCUCUUGCAACACCAAAGGAAAUACAAGAGAUGGAUAUAUCUUUGCUGUUAGAAUCACCACUGUGGUUAGAGGAUGAGUGUGAAUUUGAUGUCAUUAAUUUAACAAGGGACCCAGAGACACUCCCAGCUUCAAGUUUUUUGGUUAUCCAGACAGCUGCUGACAGGCCAGUAUUGGCUCAGUCAGCAUCAACACAGAAUCACAGUAAUCCCUCUACACCACAACCUACACUUAGCAGCCAGACAGGACGAGGAGCCUCAGUGAUAAUGAAACACAAAGUGGAAGGGGUGAGACGACUGUGCUCUCACCCAAUGCUUGGGAUGUACCUCACAGGCUCUCAAGAUGGGUCAGUGCAGAUGUGGGAAUGGUGUCAGCAGCAUUCUGUUGCCACUCCCAGACCAUCUGGAACAUUUGCAAAGGUGACUCGGGUGCGUUUCAGUGAACAUGGAAACAAAUUUGGGGUUGCUGAUGGAGAUGGAAAUGUCAGCCUGUGGCAGGUUGGCUUGUCAAGCAAUGGCAGCCGUCCUUUCUUUACGUACCAGUGCCACAAUAAAAUAACAAGUGAUUUUGUAUUCCUUGGGUCAUGUAGCAUGCUGGCUACAGCUGGCCACAGCUCAGAAAGUAAAAGCGUUGCAUUGUGGGAUUCGUUACUACCUCAGAAGAAAGCGUUGAUAACAGCAUUUUCCAUUCAUGAUCAAGGAGCCUCAAGUCUUGUCUAUGCACCGCAACACCAGUUAAUUAUUUCUGCUGGAAAGAAGGGUGAUGUAGCCAUUCUGGAUGUUCGACAGCGACAAGUGAGACAUCGUUUUGUAGCCCAUGAAUCGCCCAUAAAGUGCCUUGCAAUUGAUCCCAGUGAAGAGUUUUUUGUGACUGGUUCAGCAGAUGGAGACAUUAAGGUGUGGGCGUUAUCAGUCCAUAAUCUGCUCUAUUCAUUUCCUGGUGAACAUGCACGGUCAAGUUUCUUCAAGAAUAUAGGACAAGGUGUUACACAGCUACAUGUUGAUGGAGCAAGUCGUUUGUUUUCGUGUGGUGCAGAUGGCUCAAUGAAAGUGCGCCAGCUGCCAGAGAGAGAAGCUGCUGUACAUACUUUGUACUAGUUUGCUUUUCAUUAGUGGGUGACUUAAAUUUCGGCUGUGCUUCAAAUUCUAUAAAAUGCAUCUUACAUUUGUACUGUUUCUUUGAAAACUUAGCAGUGUGACAUGUGCAUAUAAAAUGUUAAUCUGCUGUGUGUUUCAUUGUUGCUCCCGCAUCAGUGUUCAAGAAUGAGGCUGGCAUGUAAGAUUAGUGCUAAACGUGGGCAAAAUGGAUGUGUUUGUCCGUAUUAAGUGGACUAGCAUACAUAUUAUUCAUGUUCUUAUGAUAAUUCGUGUGCUGUAAUGGACUUUCAGUGACUAUCUUAUUUCAGAAUUAUUUAUAAAACAACAUGAUAUGAUUGUGUUGUGGACAAGACUGUUUUACUUUGAAUGUCUUAUGCCUUAACAUUAAUGGGACUGCAUUCCUUUUUGUAAGUUGUACUUGAUGUUAGACUGUUUGAGCCAAGACAUGUAUUUCUGUACUAAAGUUUUCUAAACAGGGUCACCACAUGUGAAUUUAUUUAAUUUCGGUAUUGAUUGAGAUCUGUGAGCAAUAGAAUAUAUAUUUUUAGCAACAGUAUUUUGCCCCCAUACAUAAACUGUAGUGAUAUUAUAAGAAAGUGGGUUCAUGUUGUGUCUCCCAGGCAGCAGGGAAGUAUCCCAAAAUAUUUGCACUGUAUGAAUAUAUCCUCUAGUGACAUGAACAAUAAAAUCAAGUGUUCACAUUUUGUGGGCACAACUGUUCUAUUUACAUAUGAUGACAAAAGAGGUAAUCAUCUCUUUUGUUUAACAUGAACAAUAAAAUCAACUGUUCACAUUUUGUGGGCACAACUGUUCUAUUUACAUGUGAUGACAAAAGAGGUAAUCAUCUCUUUUGUUUAAACAUUGAUUCUUAUAAUAUUGCUACUUAGUUUGAUUCUAUUAUUGCAAGUGCGAGGAAUGUGGAAAUAGGCUAAUUGAGCUUUAUGCAAGUGCAUCAAUAAAGUGCUGUGACAGGAAAUUCUCAGUAUAUUAUUGCAAGGCGUAGUUCAGUUGGUAGCCUUAAAUUCAAUAACCAGAAAAUGUGAUUAAAGGUACAAUAAUUUUUACUCCAAAGGUCUAGUCCUGUAUGAUACUUCACUAGAGAAACACUAAUUGUUCAUCAUGUGCGGGAUAUGAACAAUUCCUGAGAUUGUGUAGAUAAAUACUUUAUCUAGUAGUAUGUGUCCAUGCCCAGUUAUUGUAUAUACACAUUGUAAAAUGCGCUGUAUCAAAGACAUAAUCAGUGUAAAUAUUCCUCUUCCAUUUUGACAUCUGAUAUUUUAUUCUGUAGAUAUUAGUAACUGUAAAUCUCCCAUAAUCCUUCUGGUUUGUUGAUCAGUAUUCCAAUUUAGUAAUACAGUUUUAGUACUUUAAGUUGUUUGAAAUGUGCAGAUUUUAUUAAGUGAAGUUUGUGGAUUUCAUUAGUAUUUUGUUACCUAAAUGUACAUCCAAUUAUAUUAUAUAGACAAGGAAGCAGAUUGACAACAAGAGAGAAUAUUUUUUUAGUAUGUUUAAAAUAGAUUUUUCCCACUUUGGGAAACAGGAUUUUGGUUCUAUACUGAUUCUUUCUGCCUUUAUAUUGUUUUUAAAAAGAGAAUAUUCUUGUCAGAAUAGUUCCCUUCUAUAAGCCAGGAUGAUAAUGCCGUGAUCUAUACAUUUUUUAAAAAAAUGAAUUAUUGUUGUGUUUGAGCCAAUAAACAGCAUUCCAUUCCACUUAUCUAAAGAGCUCCAACUCUGUUACUAUUAUCUCAAACUAACGGACAACUAAAAGAAUGUUAAAUGUUGCUGAAUUGUGCACUCUACGUACACUUAAAAUAGCCCCAUUUAAAAUCUGUAACUAGAAAGAACGUAGUUAUCUCUGUUCCUGCAAGCCAUUGAACUUUAUCCUACGUUAUGUUAUUACACAUUGUUAAUUUUUUUUAAUUUAAGUAUACUAGGAAGUGUUCAUAAACAAGAGUCCAUAUGGUUCCUGUUCUUGUAAAAGAAUACUUUUUGCUUCCACUGUUGUUGAGUGAUAGCUACAUUAUAUUUCUCUGAAUGUGUGAACCAUUGUGUUUUGCAGCUUUUACACACAAAAAAACUUUUACAUAAAUGCUUGUCAGUUGUUACAAAAAUUAUAAAAUAGUAUCUGUGAUAAUUGUUAUCUGAUUGUUAUUGAUUUUAUACUUGAGAAGCAUUUUUAAAUACAACGUUAAAGUCUUAUCAUAUUAUUUGCAUUUACUUUCAAGUUACCUUUUUUCUUUUUAGAUAACUCUCUGUGAUCUUUAGUACUCUCCAUGUGAAAUAAAUUGUACAUCACAGAAAGUUGACAUGUGUGUAUUAGGAUCAUGUAAAUACUGCUAUAAGGGUGCUAAGAACCUAUUCAUAUGUGAUGAUAAAGGGUGCAUCUGUUUUGGAAAUACUGUAGAUAGUUUUUCAUUCAUUCCUUCCCCUCAAAGCUACAAGGCAAAACUGCCUUCCAAGUGCUUUUUAUUAUUUAUUUGUUUAUUGUUCCAAUAUUUCCAUCUGUCUUACUUUUUUUUUCUACGCCAACUGGAAGUUUUUGUUCUGCUUCCCUCUAGGAUGCAAAUUACAUAUUUCUUUCAAUAGCACACAGGGUGGGUCUUCUUCGCUGUGGUUUGUAGGCACCAAAUAUCUAUAUCCCCCCCCCCCCCCCCCCACACACACACACACACACACACACACACACACACACACACAAAGUCCUUACCUGCAAUCUGUGAUUCUUUCAUUAGCUGUGUGUACCUAAAACUAUCUUCAUGAGGCUCAGAAAAACCUUCAGCUUUGAAAUGUAAUAUGACAGUUUGAUUAAAUUUUCUUUGUAUUUUUUUUAAACAGUAAAGAAGUUGGAAACAAGUGCUUACAUAAGACACCUGAUGCCUUUAGAACAUAUUGUUAAUGUGUAUGUUGCUCUAUUGGAAGAGAAAAUUUGUUGAGCAGUAGAGACUUAAGUUUGUUGGCCUAUUAUUUAUUGGUCUGAAAAGGAGAGUAGUCUGUGUAAAUUAAACUAACCAUUGUUGAAAAUGUUAUUUGAAUACCGAGAGUUCGAAUUUUCUAUAUAUAUAUAUAUAUAUAAAUGUGUGUGUGUAUAUAUAUAUAUUUAUGUAUGUGUGUAUACUCAAGUUUCUUGAUAAUAUAUUAUCUUCAAGAUGUAA